Molecule: messenger RNA, 1515 nt
Organism: Trichoderma citrinoviride
Lineage: Eukaryota; Fungi; Ascomycota; Sordariomycetes; Hypocreales; Hypocreaceae
Product: Metallo-dependent phosphatase
Exons: 3
Coding region: 1-1515 (504 amino acids)
Molecular function (GO): metal ion binding; acid phosphatase activity
Source: RefSeq, a predicted model, not a curated record
AUGGUUUCGAUCUUCGCCGCAGCAAAGGCCCUCCCAGUUUUGGCAGCCAGCGCUUUUGCUGCUGCGAGCUACCCUGCUAUCCCUGCUGAUUUGACAACUCCGGUGCAGCAGCGUAUUGCUGUCAAUGGACCCAACAGCGUAUCAAUCGGCUGGAAUACAUACAAACAGCUAAGCCAGCCGUGUGUUGCCUACGGCACCUCCGCCACGUCUCUGACGCAGCAAGCCUGCUCUCAGAGCUCUGUUACAUACCAGACUUCGCGCACUUGGUCAAAUGUUGUGACGCUCAGCAGCCUCUCGCCAGCAACAACAUACUACUACAAGAUUGUCUCGACCAACUCAAGUGUUGAUCACUUUCUGAGUCCCCGCCUCGCCGGAGAUAGAACCCCCUUCUCCAUCAACGCCAUUAUCGACUUGGGUGUAGUAGGCCCCGAUGGCUACACAAUCCAGAAUGACCAGACAAAGCGUGAUUCCAUCCCGACUAUCGAUCCUUCGUUGAACCAUACCACCAUCCAGCGGUUAGCGGAGACAGUCAAUGAUUAUGAAUUCGUCAUCCAUCCCGGGGACCUCGCCUAUGCUGAUGAUUGGAUCGAGACGCCCAAGAACAUUUUUGAUGGGACAAAUGCAUACCAAGCAAUCCUUGAGCAAUUUUAUGCUCAGCUUGCUCCCAUCUCUGGCCGCAAGCCCUACAUGGCCAGCCCAGGCAACCAUGAAGCUGCUUGUCAAGAAAUUCCGCACACGACUGGACUCUGCGACGCCGGGCAGCGUAAUUUCAGUGACUUCAUCAACCGAUUUGGCCGGACUAUGCCCACGGUGUUCACUUCCACCUCGGCAAACAACACGGCAAAGGUUAAUGCAAACAAGGCUCAGCAGCUCGCCAAACCGCCCUUCUGGUUCUCUUUCGAGUACGGAAUGGCGCACGUUGUCAUGAUUGACACCGAGACAGAUUUUGCCGAUGCCCCCGACGGACCGGAUGGUUCUGCUGGCCUCAACGGCGGGCCAUUUGGCGCCCCGAAUCAGCAGCUCCAAUUCCUCGAGGCGGAUCUCGCUUCCGUCGACCGCGCUGUCACGCCCUGGCUCAUUGUUGCCGGGCAUCGACCUUGGUACAGCACUGGAGACGCUGGUUGUACACCUUGUCAGACAGCCUUUGAAGGACUCUUCUACAAGUAUGGCGUUGACUUGGGAGUCUUCGGCCAUGUUCACAACUCCCAGCGAUUUUUCCCUGUUUACAAUGGCACGGCUGAUGCCGCCGGCAUGGCGAAUCCCAAGGCGCCGAUGUAUAUCGUCGCUGGCGGCGCGGGUAAUAUCGAGGGCCUCUCCGACGUUGGCUCCAAGCCAUCGUACACAGCAUUUGCCUACGCAGAUGACUUCAGCUAUGCCACAAUCCGGUUCUUGGACGAACAAAACUUGCAGGUCGACUUCUACCAGUCUUCCACCGGCAACCUUUUGGAUAGCUCGAAGCUCUUCAAGUCUCAUGAUCAGCAAUUCGUUGUCCAACAGAGUCCAGUGUCUUCAUAG